This is a messenger RNA of Exophiala bonariae, 1377 nucleotides long. RefSeq lists its product as uncharacterized. Gene Ontology annotation, cellular component: cytoplasm. The coding region runs from base 1 to 1377 and encodes 458 amino acids. The record is from RefSeq and is a predicted model, not a curated record. The transcript has a single exon. Gene Ontology annotation, molecular function: tRNA methyltransferase activity; S-adenosylmethionine-dependent methyltransferase activity. Gene Ontology annotation, biological process: tRNA methylation; wybutosine biosynthetic process. Lineage: Eukaryota; Fungi; Ascomycota; Eurotiomycetes; Chaetothyriales; Herpotrichiellaceae.
AUGGCUUCCUCCAGCGAGAUGCCUGAAGCAAGACCAAGGCACCGCAGACCAAAGCAACAGGCCAAUCCUUUGAAGAAAGGGAUUCUGCUAUUCCUCGCGGCCAAGAGAGUCACUGUACAGGAUCAUGUAUCGCCUCAGGAGGACGAACAGCCGACAUUGAGGAUCGCUGAUCUCCCGAAGCGGUUUACCAUCUAUCCCCCACUAUUGCUGUUGCCGUAUAACUUCAGGACGCAUUCUCCACCAUGGCAGGUAUUCUACGAGGCUUUGUCUGAAGAAGAAAAGGCGGUGUUGUUGAGACAUGUCGUCGAGGGUGGGUUUGAAGGUAUGGGAAUCAGCCGGGUUGCUAUCAACGCUCCGAUUGCAGCGGAUGAGAUCGGCGAUGCACAAGCACAGGCUGAAGCGAGUUGCGGAGGCACGGUGAAGACAGAGAAUGUGUUACGCAGCCCUUCCCACCUGCUUCCCAUCUUUGGCGACUGGGGUGCAGCCAAGACCACUGAGAGUGGUUCGAAGCCGGCGACAGAGGACUUUGAGCGAGCGUUUUGGGUCUCGGCCUCGCAGCAUAGAGGUAUCACGCAGUGCUGGGCGCCGAUCUACACCAUGUUCAGUCGUGGGAAUGUCUCGGAGAAGGCGAGAAUACUGGGCGUUGAUGCUGGUCUGGGACAAUCGAGGUCGUCUUUUCAAGGUCUUGCGCAAAGCGAGCUUGGAGAGGACGUCAACUGUGUUGAUGUGGUUGAUUUCUAUGUAGGCAUCGGAUACUUUGCAUUUUGCUACCUGCAACGUGACGUUCGGACCGUCUGGGGCUGGGACAUCAAUCCUUGGAGUAUUGAGGGUCUCAGGAGGGGAUGUGAGGCGAAUGGAUGGAGGUGUUUGGUCGUUCUGGUCGACAAUGAAGGGCGGCUGCAGGGAAUGACAGUUCGUGAACUGGCUGAAAUCUGGGUCGAGAGUACCACGAUAGGCGGAGGCGCAGAGAUCAGAUGUGUCGCAUUUCUAGGUGACAACAAGUGGUCAGUUCCGCUCAUGUUGGCCCUUCAUGAGGAGUUGAAAGCCCGGAGUCCUUCCCACCGCGGCUUGAAUGUUCGACAUGCGAACAUGGGGCUUCUUCCAAGCUCACGCGGAACUUGGGAGCACGCCACCGUCCUGAGCCUGAAGACUGAUGCGCGCGCCAAAGGGAGCUGGUUGCACGUCCAUGAGAACGUGGAUAUUAUUCAGAUUGAUGCAUGGAAAGUCAAGGUUGUCCAUGAGAUUGAGACGCUUACUAAAUUAUCGGAUAGGGGGUCCAAGAACCGCAUAUCAUGUGUUGGUGUUCAUGAAGUGAAAACCUAUGCACCAGGGGUUAUGCAUUGUGUCUUCGAUAUCCAGAUCAAGCCGUACCAUUAA